Messenger RNA from Boleophthalmus pectinirostris (great blue-spotted mudskipper), 3714 nucleotides. RefSeq names its product von Willebrand factor A domain containing 5B1 (gene vwa5b1). The coding region runs from base 1 to 3714 and encodes 1237 amino acids. Lineage: Eukaryota; Metazoa; Chordata; Actinopteri; Gobiiformes; Gobiidae. The record is from RefSeq and is a predicted model, not a curated record. The transcript has 21 exons.
AUGCCCGGCCUCAUAAACAAGGAGAGCAGGAGCGCUUUGCCCCUCAGUGUGUCUGACAUCACGAGCUGUGUGCGCGGAUACACGCUCGCCAUGACCGCUUCCAUGACCUAUGAGAACAUCGAGGACCACGCCAUUGAAGGUAUCUUCAUCUAUCCUUUGGAGGAGAAUGCCAUUGUGGUGGGCUUCGAGGCCAUGAUCUCCACACAGAUCAUCACUCUGCAGAUUAAAGACAAGGCAAAGAUGGAGGACGGUCACCAGGACUGCUGCAGCACACAGAACGGCGCUCUGCAAAGCUGCGGAGGACACAUAGUUCUGGAUGAGGACUUGGAGCGGACAGUGCUGGUGGUGAAUCUUGGCUCUAUUCCUCCCAUGGAAACGGUGCAUGUUCUGGUGAGCACGUCCUCUGAGCUCCGCACUCUUCCCAGUGGAGGUAUCCGGGUCUGCUCUCCCCCAGUCUGCACCCCCAGAGUCCAGAGGAGCAUCAAUGAGGAGCAGGGCCUGUCCCCAAACUUCUCCAGGAUACGGGACCGCCAGACCAGUGUGUCGAGCCCUCAUGACCCGAUGCCCAGCUGCCCUCCCCAGAGCCUGGUCACGCUGCUGGAGGAGGAGAGCAUCAACUCCAUGGACUAUGAGUUCAACUUCCAACUGGAGAUCAGAGCCCCCUAUCUUCUCGCAGGUGUGGAGAGCCCGUCUCAUGCCAUCCGCGCAGAUGCUGAUCCUUUGGCGCGCUCUGCCACCAGUGUGGUCAUCACUCUGGCCGAUAAGUACACGUAUGACUGCCCGGUCACUAUCCUCAUCUACCCAAGUGAGCCGCACCUGCCUCAUGUGCUGCUGGAGAGCGGAGACAUGACCCAGGAGGAGUACGACGAGUUCCUGCACGGACGCAAUGACUUCAUCAAAGCCACCAAGAAGGACUCCAGCAACGAGAGGAAAGUGGAGGUCAUUCGCAAACGUCUCCACAAAGACAUUCUGCAUAAUCCGGUGGUGAUGCUGAACUUCUGUCCCGACCUGAAGUCCGUCUGCGCCGACCUGAGAAAAGUCCACGGAGAGUUCGUCUUCCUCAUCGACCGCAGCGGCAGCAUGAGCGGAGUCAACAUCAACAGAGUCAAGGACGCCAUGGUGGUGAUUCUGAAGAGCCUGGUGCCCGGGUGUAUGUUUAAUAUUGUGGGAUUUGGUUCCACGUUCAAGUCCCUCUUCAGCACCAGCCAAAACUACGAGGAGGACGCGGUUGCCUUGGCAUGUGAGUACAUCAGAAAGAUCCGUGCAGACAUGGGGGGCACUAACAUCUUGGCCCCUCUCUCCUGGAUCCUGAGGCAGCCCAUGUUCAGCAGUCACCCACGCCUCCUCUUCCUCCUCACCGACGGAGCAGUCCGAAACACAGGCAAAGUCAUAGAGCUAGUCCGGAGCCACGCAAGAUACGUCAGGUGUUUCACGUUUGGCAUUGGUCAGAAUGCAUGCAGGAGGCUGGUGCAGGGCGUGGCCACAGUGUCCAGGGGAGCGGCGGAGUUCCUGUCGGACGGAGAGAGACUGCAGCCCAAGAUGAUUAAAUCCCUGAAGAAAACCAUGUCUCCUGUUCUGAGUGAUAUUUCCAUCGAAUGGCUUUUCCCAGAGACCAAGGAGGUGCUGCUGUCUCCGGUGGGCAGUACGUUCCUCUUCCCUGGCGACAGUCUGAUUGGAUACUGCGUGGUUUGUGAUACCACCCGCUACCACGCUAACCCCAAAUCUGACAAACGGAGGCGAUACAGUAUGAUGCGCUCCACUGAAUCUGCCAGCUCGGUUUUCUACCACUCACAAGAAGAAGAUUUGACCAAAACGAGUACAGACAGCUCCCACCGAGAGACCACCUCCAACCCAGACCCAGGGACAGAGUGCAGCCCCGUCACCGCUGACCCAGACUGCACAGGCAUGGACGGCAAGAUGUCCCCACGAAGACGAGCCUACAGCACAAACCAGAUUGUGGACUUUAACCCGGCCAAACGGGUCUAUACCCCGAGUGACCCGAGCUCCGUGAGCACUAAGAACCCUCUGAGGAGGACCAAGGUGCAGGAGCUGGUGGGACACAUGAGCCCAGAGCAUGAGACACAGUGGAAGAACGACUACCAGCCGCAGUUGGCGAGCCUGUGUGCGUCGGCUUCCAGAGGGCACGCGGCCAGCUGUCACCUGCCCAGCACUCAUCAGGGGCCCGAGGCGAACGGCAGCCCCACAGAGGAGCCUCCAGACCCGGCCACCACAGCUCAGCCGCCCCCCUGUACCUCCGGAGCCGAGGAGGGGUCCCGAUCAUCCACUGACAGCCCAUCUGUUGGAAGCGUGGGAGAAACAGAUGUCUACAGUCACCAGCUCUGCCAGGCUGAGACCCCCCAGGAGGUCCCCCCCUUGGCCCUGUCCCAGAGUCCCAAAGCGGACUGUAAGGCGGUGGUCUCCGGGCUUCUGUGUGGGACCCCGGUCAAGUGGGAGGUGGAGUUUGACAUUGAGCCUUACCUGAACGGACGUGAGCGUGAGGAGAAGGUCCACGAGGAGCUGUGGAACGAGAACUUCCACUACCUCGCAGGACGCUCCAUCAUCAACGACUUUGAGCACAUGGCCGACAAAGAGUGUGAGAUUGAGCAUGGUUCUGGGAGGAGAUACCAGUCCUACGCGGUCCACUCCAGUAAAUCCUGUAAUAUUCUGAGUAAAUUCACUGCAUUUGUCCCCAUCGAUCUGGACACUAAUGAGUAUUUGCCAACAUGUAUUGAACACAUCAGCCACGGUGAAGUUCUGAAGAGAAGUUCUCGCUCGAGUUCUCGUUCUGGGAGCAGGAAGAACCGAGCCUACUCCAUCGGACUGGGACGCUCUCAGUCUGGAGGCACGUGUGAGGACGGAGAGGACGGACCACAAUUCAAUGGGGAAGAUGUGGCCUCUCCGUGCAGUACGCCCUCCUCCAGCUGGGAGAGAUGCAGCUUUGCAGAAGUCUCCCAGCGGAGUCCGUCUGUGACCUCGGACCAGUCGCAGAAAUCAGUGGAAAGCCUUUUCUCUGCCAGACUGGCCCUGAGCCGGACACGCCUCCUGACCAGAGCCGCUAAAGGAUUCAUGUGUCGAUCUCACAGCAAGUCUGGAGAUUCUAUUGGAGAUGGAGACAACGAGAACAAGGACUACAUCCCUCUGGUGUCUCUGCAGUUAGCCUGUGGAGCCUUCCCUCUGGACCCCUCCCUGUGUGAGGCGGUCAGUGUUCCCAUGGAGAAGCUCAAGUGGACGUCUCCGUUCUCGUGUCACCGCAGCAGCCUGAGUCGGCGCGCUGAGAGCCUGGAGGAGGAGCGCCGCGCAGAGCUGGACUCCUGUGUGCAGCCCACAGACCGCUCUGUGCAGAGCCCCUCCAGCGCCCCCUUCAGUCUGACCGAGAUCAGCUGCUCUUUAGACAGCCCCUCCGCCCCCGCAGAGCUGCCCCUGUCCCCCGUGUCCCAGGGCGACCGCGCACAGAAGGAGGGUCAGGAUGUGGAGAGCAUGGUGUGGGCCACCGCUGUGGCUCUGGCCUGGCUGGAGCACAGCUCGGCCAGUUUCUUCAUCGAGUGGGAGCUGGUGGCAGCUAAAGCCAGUCUGUGGUUGGAGGCCCAGGACGUCCCCGAGGGCAAAGAUCUUGCCUCAGUGAAGGCUGCAGCAAAUCAGCUCUUCAUCAUCCUCAGGCACUGGGACGAGAACCUUCACUUCAACAUGCUCUGCUACCACCCCGACAGCGUCUAA